This is a messenger RNA of Neltuma alba, 3478 nucleotides long. Its product is annotated as receptor kinase-like protein Xa21. The record is from RefSeq and is a predicted model, not a curated record. The coding region runs from base 15 to 3335 and encodes 1106 amino acids. Gene Ontology annotation, biological process: protein phosphorylation. Gene Ontology annotation, molecular function: ATP binding; protein binding; protein kinase activity. The transcript has 7 exons. Lineage: Eukaryota; Viridiplantae; Streptophyta; Magnoliopsida; Fabales; Fabaceae.
UACUCUUUUCCUUCAUGGCCUCCUUAGCUUGGAGUGAUACAAAUAUCACUACCGACAAAUCUGCACUUCUUGCUUUUAAAUCAUUCAUCACUUUAGAUCCACACAAUUUCUUAGCUAAUUGGUCUAUCUCUUCUUCUCCAUGCAGCUGGAUUGGUGUCACAUGCAAUACUCGUCAUGGAAGAGUCCACUCCUUGAAUCUUGGUGGCAUAGAUCUUAAGGGUACCAUAUCUCCACAACUAGGAAAUCUCUCAUUCCUUGUUGAAUUUGACCUUAGUGACAACGAUUUUCAUGGUCAAAUACCAAACGAGCUAGUUAAAUUGCAUAGAUUGGAACUACUCAAUUUGAGCUACAAUGACUUUCAUGGACAAGUUCCAGUAUGGAUAGAAGAUUUAUCUUCACUUGAGCAAUUACAUCUUCAAAAUAACAGUCUUAGUGGAUUUAUUCCACCAUCUAUAUUUAAUCUGACACUGCUAAACACCUUGGAUUGUAAUGAUAAUUUACUUGAAGGGACCAUUCCACUCGAAGUGGGAAGACUUGAGCGAUUGAAGAUUUUACGUCUUGCGGGUAACAAGCUUUCAGGAAACAUUCCCCAAACAAUUUCCAACUUAUCUUCCCUUGAGUUAUUGAGUUUGUCUUAUAACAGUUUGUCAGGAAGCAUCCCAAGUGAGAUUGAGAAUCUUUCACAAUUGAAGAAAUUGUAUCUUGGAAAUAAUCAACUUGUUGGUUCAAUACCAUCUUCAUUAUUCAACAAUUCAGUGCUGCAAGACUUUCAACUUUCAGUAAAUAACUUGUCUAGGAGUCUCCCAACAAAUGUGUGUGCUGGGCUCCCAAAGCUACAAAUAUUUUAUGUAGAUGGAAAUGAUUUGUCUGGCAAAAUACCCUCCACUUGGCAUCAAUGCACAUGGCUAUAUCUCUCCAACAGCAACUUGCAAGGAAUUAUUCCAAGUGAGAUUGGAAAUUUGACAAACCUCGAAAUGCUUUCUCUUAGCAACAACAAUUUGCAAGGUGAAAUUCCUUCAUUUCUUUGGAACAUGCCUUCUUUGAGAAUGAUUUUUCUUGGCGCCAAUCAUUUAAAGGGUAAUUUGCCUGAAGAAAUGUGUCAUCAUCUCCCUUUAGUUGAAGUCUUUGACGUUGAUGAUAAUAGAUUAGAGGGAAGCAUUCCUCAAUCAAUAAGCAACUGCACAUCUUUAAAAGAAUUAUAUUUGGAUAUUAACUCAUUUACAGGUUUUAUACCCAAGGACAUAGGCGGUCUUGUUAAACUUGAAAUCAUAGAUUUGGGAUCAAAUUAUUUGAGUGGACCUAUUCCUUUCAGUAUAUUCACCAUUUCAACAUUGAAAUACUUAAGCCUUGGCAGUAAUUCCCUCUCUAGCCUUCUCCCAUCAUAUUUAGGGAUUGGCCUUCCCAACUUGGAGAAUUUACUACUGAAUGAUAAUGAGAUAAUUGGACAAAUUCCAAACAGCAUAUCAAAUGCUUCUAAGCUCAUUGAGUUAAAUUUGUCAUUGAAUAAAUUAAAUGGAUCUAUACCCAAUGUCAUUGGAAAUUUAAAAAACUUGUUCGACUUAGCUUUGGAUGGGAAUGAUUUGACUGGGUUGAUUCCAGACAGAGUUAGCAACUUACAUAAACUUCAACGUUUAAGUCUCAGCAACAACAGAUUGCAGGGUUCCAUCAUAAAUGAACUUUGCCAACUCAAAAGUCUAAGUGAGUUGUAUCUUGCCAACAACAUGUUUUCGGGAGCAUUACCAGGAUGUCUCAGGAAUACUUCUUUGCGGAAGUUGAAUUUUAGCUCCAACAAAUUGAUGUCUCAUAUACCUUUUUCUUUCUGGAGUCUCAAAGAUAUCUUAGUUUUAGACAUAUCGUCCAAUGCAUUGAGUGGAUCAAUAUCGCCAGAGUUAUCAAACUUUAGAGCAAUUAUACUGUUGAACUUGUCAAGAAACCAGAUUUCAGGAAGCAUCCCUACAACUAUGGGUGGCUUGCAAACCUUGAUAACUCUAUCUUUGGCUAACAACAAAUUACAAGGGUCUAUUCCUCAAUCAUUUAGUAGCAUGAUAAGCAUAGAGUCCAUGGACCUUUCCCAUAAUUAUUUAUCUGGUGUGAUUCCAAAGUCCUUAGAGUCAUUACUCAAUCUUAAAUACAUUAAUCUUUCUUACAAUUUGUUGGAUGGAGAAAUUCCAAAUGGUGGUCCUUUUCAAAAUUUUACUGCUCAAUCUUUUAUGAUGAAUAAAAAUCUUUGUGGGAAAUCCCAACUACAAGUCCAACCAUGUAGGAGAGGAAACAAACACAAAUCAAACAAAGUGAUGCUGGUGAUAAAAUGCUCAGUGCCUAUCAUGGUUGUCAUUUUGGUCGUUACAAGCAUUAUCUUUCUAAAGCAUAACAGAGACGAUGCUGACUAUGCAACCAAAAGGGAUUUAACCAAUUUGGAUGCACCAACUAGGAUAUCCUAUUAUGAGCUUUUACAGGGAACAAAUAGAUUUGAUGAAAGUAAUCUUCUUGGCUCUGGAAGUUUUGGAUCAGUAUAUAAAGCAAUUCUUCCAAAUGAAAAGAUAGUUGCUGUCAAAGUAUUUAACAUAGACAUGGAAGAAGCAUUGAGAAGUUUUGAUAUUGAAUGUGCAGCUAUGUGCAAUUUACGCCACCGUAAUCUCAUUAAGAUCAUUAGUUGUUGCUCGAAUGAUGAUUUCAAGUCUCUAAUAAUGGAAUUCAUGUCAACUGGAAGCCUUGAUAGAUGGUUGUACUCUCAUAACUACUGUUUAGAUAUCCUACAAAGGUUGAAUAUAAUGGUUGAUGUGGCAACUGCAUUAGAGUAUCUUCAUCAUGGUAUUUCUACUCCAAUUGUUCAUUGUGACAUAAAACCAAGUAAUGUUUUGUUGGAUGAAGAUAUGGUGGCUCAUCUUAGUGAUUUUGGUAUGGCUAAACUAUUAGGUGAAGGACAAUUGGAAACUCGUACAAAAACAUUAGCUACAGUUGGCUAUAUGGCACCAGAGUAUGGAUCAAAAGGAGUGGUUUCUUUCAAAGGAGAUGUGUAUAGCUAUGGUAUCAUGCUAAUGGAGAUAUUUACAAGGAAGAAGCCAACCGAUGAAAUGUUUGAGGAAGAUCUUGGUUUGAAAGAUUGGGUUAGCAAAUCAACACCACAUUCAAUCAUCAAUAUUCUAGAUGUCAAUUUGCUACCAAAAGGGAAUUCAAAUAUCAACAAUAUAUUAGCACAUAUAUCAUCAAUUUUUGAGUUGGCAUUAAGUUGUUGCACUGAAUUACCUGAAGCACGAAUUAUGAUGACUGAUGUUGUCGUCUCAUUGAAAAAGAUAAGGUCAUAUUUAUGUAAGAUGUUAGAGAUGCAACACUAGUUAAAUAAUCUUUAUAUGGAAGUUUUAGUCAUUGUUUCUUUGUAAGAUAAAUUACAUAGUUUAUAAGGUUUUAUGUUUUCUGUAGGGAGUGAGCAAAUGUGAACAUUAUAUUUUGAAUGUUUUUGGAUUUCAGGGAGUCUAGA